Molecule: messenger RNA, 2105 nt
Organism: Etheostoma cragini (Arkansas darter)
Lineage: Eukaryota; Metazoa; Chordata; Actinopteri; Perciformes; Percidae
Gene: crispld2
Product: cysteine-rich secretory protein LCCL domain containing 2
Exons: 15
Coding region: 310-1878 (522 amino acids)
Cellular component (GO): extracellular region
Source: RefSeq, a predicted model, not a curated record
GAGUUAGGAAAGACAGUCAUUUUUUCCUCUAGUCCUGAGGGGUCUCCUUCUCUAGCCUAUAUAAGGCACUGGGAGCUGCUCAGGAGUUCCACAGCUCCUGUGUGCUUCAGGAACACCGCCAACAAGCUGCAGCUCGCUCCUCUCACAAGGGAAUAAUACCUACAGCUCUCCAGCGCGCAGAGGAAACUGCUCCGGAAUUAUCAACUGGAUAGAAAGUGAGAAAGAUAGAGGUUGUGUCUGGGACUUCACACACAAUCUGCUGUCUGCUGGAGUCUAAAAAGUCGAAACCCAGACAGCUGAAGUGUCAGAAUGACCUGUGUUGCCAUGACCUGGCUCCCUGUCCUCUCCCUCCUGCUGUUGUGCCUCAGGGACUCAGCUCCCCUCUUCCUGCCCGACUCCAAUGAGCUCAGGCAGCUGCUGAGCCGCUACGAGGAGGAAGCAGACCAGAACGGCACCAUCAACACAGCUGGCAUUAGGACCCGACGAGCCAUCCGCUGGUCGGACCGUGAGGAGAUCCUCCAGCUGCACAACAAGCUGAGGGGCGCCGUCUACCCCACUGCCUCGAACAUGGAGUACAUGGUUUGGGAUGAUGAGUUGGAGCGUUCCGCCACUCACUGGGCAGAGCAGUGUCAGUGGGACCAUGGACCUCAGGACCUGCUCAUGUCUAUCGGACAAAACCUGGCUGUUCACUGGGGAAGAUACCGUUCUCCUGCCUUCCAUGUCCAGGCCUGGUACGAUGAGGUGAAAGACUACACCUACCCCUACCCCCAAGAGUGCAAUCCCUGGUGUCCAGAUCGCUGCUCCGGGCCUAUGUGCACCCAUUACACCCAGCUGGUUUGGGCAACCACUAGCCGAGUGGGCUGCGCUGUGCACGUGUGUCCAAGGAUGGACGUGUGGGGCGAAACAUGGGAGAACUCAGUAUACCUUGUGUGCAACUAUUCCCCAAAGGGCAACUGGAUCGGCGAGGCUCCAUACCAGCAUGGCCGCCCUUGCUCCCAGUGCCCUCCCAGCUUUGGAGGAGGAUGUAAGAAUAACCUGUGCUACAAAGACUCGCAGCGCUCAGAGACAGAGGACAUGAACGAGGUGGAGAAACCUCAGGUUCCCCUGCCACCUCGUACCACCGCCAAACCUGCCCCCAAACCUAAACCCUCUCCACCGAAGAAAUCAGCAUCCAAACCUUUCAUUCCUAAGCCCACCACACACAGGACACCAUCUUCAAAGAGCCCCAGCAACACCUUUCUUGCUCAGAACAUUAAGUGUGAGACUAGACUGCGGGAUAAGUGUAGAGGCGGAACCUGCAACAGAUACAAUUGUCCUGCUAAUUGUCUAAAUAAGAAAGGGAAAGUCUGGGGAACCGUCUUUUACGAUGUGCAAUCGAGUAUUUGCCGAGCUGCUAUCCACUUUGGUGUCAUCGACAACAAUGGAGGAUUGGUCGAAGUCACAAGGAAGGACAAGUUGCCAUUCUUUGUCAGAGCCACUAAGAAUGGCAUAGAGUCCUACAGUAAAUAUAAACCCAGCAAUGCCUUCGUGGUGGCCAAAGUGGAAGAAACAACUGCUGACUGCUACACCACAGUGGCUGAAAUCUGCCCUUACAAAAAGCCUGACUCCCGCUGUCCAAGAAUCUUCUGUCCGGCAAACUGCAAGACUCAGCCUUCCUAUUGGUCACCUGUGAUUGGAAACAACAUUUACACAGAUAGCUCCAGUAUUUGCAAAGCAGCCAUCCAUGCAGGGGCAAUCAAAGCAGACGGUGGUUUUGUGGAUGUUCUGCCCCUGGACAAGAGAAAGCACUAUGCUGGGGUCCUGAAAAAUGGCAUCCAGUCGGAGAGCAAGAGCAGCACAGAGGGUGGCUCUUUUCGAAUUUUUGCUGUGAGGGAGUGAGACUUAGGAUCAGAAGUCCAGAGACCAACAGAGUCACCGCAGCUGCUCUUGAAGAGCAGGAAGUGCCCACAGGUUGGAUACCAUGGCUGUUCUUCUGUCUCUGUCUCUGUGCCUUCAGUGGAAAAAGAACGUCCCAGCAGAUUUUCCCCUCUUAGUUCAUAAACAAUAGCAACCCAGUAAAAGUUGUCCAAAAUUUUGAAAUACCGUUAUACCAAAUACAGAUUUUU